GAUAUGUCAUUUGAACAAUCAGAAGGAUUGCAGGUUGUGCAGUGUUCCGAUAUUGUGUCGCUGGCUUCUGGAGGAGACGUCUUCCCUAGGCUCACCCUCCUUCAACAAAAGACAAGUUUCAACGAGAAUGAUUAAUAUUCAAUGACAAAAAUUUCUGGUGCGAAAAAUAUCGACGUAGUUUUUUAAAUAAAAAAAAUGGCGUUUCUCACGAAAUUUUGGGGUGUCGAUGCCCUCGUCGGGGUGUUUGUGCUGAUAGUUCUGUUGUACCUCUACAUGGCGCGGAAUUUUAACUACUGGAAGAAACGGGGAGUCAAGCAGAUCGAGCCGGUUCCCUUCUUCGGAAGUUUCAAGGAGAUAAUUCUCCAGCAAAAAUUUCCUGGACAUUUCUUCAGGGAUUGGUACGAGAAAUACUCACCCCUGCCUUACGUCGGAUUCUACGUUCUUGAUAAACCGUUUCUCCUGAUUCGCGAUCCGGAAAUUGUUAAGAAUAUUCUCGUGAAAGAUGCCAACUACUUCCAGGAUAAACAUCUCACAGCUAAUUCUAAUGAUACCCUGAGUGCGGCUAAUCUUUUUCUCAUUAAAAAUCCAGCGUGGAAGUAUGUCAGGUCGAAGUUGACGUCGGUGUACACUGCUGGGAGGUUGAAGAAGAUGUUUGAGUUGAUGGUGGAUGUGUGCAAGGAUUUGGAAACGUUCUUGGAGUCACAGAAAUUGGACGGUGCGGGGGGUGUUUUGGAGAUGAAGGACGUAUCGGCAAAAUUCACGACUGACCUCAUUGCCACCACUGCUUAUGGCAUCAAAGCGAAUUCCCUGAAUGAUCCCGACGCGGAAUUCCGAAAACACGGCAAGAAGAUCUUCGAAUUCACAACUUACCGCGGAUAUGAGUUCCUGGCAAUGUUUUUCGCGCCUCAGUUCGUCAAGCCCCUGAAUAUUCAAUUUUUCCACAAGGAAAGCACGAAAUUUCUCAGGGCAGCCCUCUGGAAUACUCUCGUAGAGCGACAGAAUUCGGGAAUUAAACGUCCCGAUCUCAUCGAUAUCCUCAUCGAACUGCGGAAGAAUCAACCGGAGGAGGAGAAAAAAAUUUUCGAGUUCGACGGUGACAAUUUGGUGGCUCAAGCUGCAGUCUUCUUCACUGGUGGCUUUGAAACUUCCUCCACUGUGAUCAGUUUUUGUCUGUAUGAGCUUGCAACACAUCCAGAAGUUCAGGACAAAGUGAGGGAGGAAAUAAAAGCGACUCUGGAAGCGAAUAAUGGAAAAAUAACAUAUGAGACGACGACAUCAGGUAUGCCCUACCUCGACGCUGUACUCGCUGAAGUUUUGCGUUUUUACCCACCUCUGCCAUACCUGGACCGAGAAGCUUCCGCCGAUUAUAAAAUUCCUGGUAGUGACCUGGUCCUCAAGAAAGGAACUCCGGUGUUGAUUCCAAUGUUAGGUUUCCACUUCGACGAGGAUUACUUUCCCGACCCCUUCCGCUUCAAUCCUGACAACUUCUCCGAGGAAAAUAAAAAAGCCCGUAAGGGGGGUGUAUACAUGCCCUUUGGAGAUGGCCCACACACUUGCAUAGGUCUACGGCUUGGAUUGCUCCAAGCUAAACUGGGAAUAAUAACUAUGCUCGCAAAGUACGAAAUUUCCCCGUGUAAGGAAACCCUCAUUCCCAUGAGAUUGAAUCCGAAAGCGGUAAUAUCUACUCCAGACGGUGGUAUCUACCUCACAGUUCGGAAAUUAGUUCACUUAUUUAAAUCCCUCAAGUACAGUGUCGUAAUCACACCCUGUGGUCACUUGGACUAUUCUAUACGUGAGGACUUCUACAUGGAUGUACAAAGGCUAAUCAGCGAUUCAGGGAGUCUUUACUUUCCUAGCCCCCACCAGAAUUCCACUGAGUUCAGGUCAAAGUGCCGGGAAAAAACAUCAAUGCGAGUAAUGAUACACUUUGAUAAAUCAAUUGUAAAAUCAAUCAAUCGGUAUCAAUCAGCCAAUAAAUCGGGCACUAAAUCAUUUUUCGUUCUGAAAAAAAUUGAGGGUGUGUUAGUUCAUCAAAUGGCGGUGCUCACGAAUUUUUGGGGACUGGAUCUACUCGUAAUGAUUUUUGGACUGAUCACAGUUUUCUACCUCUACAUGACGAGAAAUUUCAAUUACUGGACAGAACGCGGAGUUCCACAAAUUCCGCCGGUUGCGUUUUUCGGAAAUUUCAGGGAAGUUCUGCUGCAGCAGAAAUCGCCCGGUACUUUCUUCAGGGAUUUGUACUUGAAGUGCUCACCCCUACCUUACGUCGGGUUCUACAUUCUGGAUAAACCGUUUCUACUCAUUCGCGAUCCGAAUCUUGUUAAAAAUAUUCUCGUGAAAGAUUCGAAGUACUUUCAGGACAAACAUUUCACGGCUAAUUCUAAUGACACGCUGAGUGCGGCUAAUCUCUUUCUCAUUAAAAAUCCAGCCUGGAAAUAUCUCAGGGCUAAAUUGACACCUGUGUAUACGGCGGGAAAGCUGAAGAAGAUGUUUGAGCUGAUGGUGGAUGUUUGCAGGGAUUUAGGAACAUUUCUGGAAGGUCAAACACUGCGAGGUAUGGGAUGUGUUUUAGAGAUGAAGGAUCUAGCGGCUAAAUUUACCACUGAUAUUAUUUCCACAACUGCUUACGGAAUCAAAGCCAAUUGCCUCAAUGACCCCGACGCAGAAUUCCGAAAGAAUGGAGCGAGAAUUUUCCAGUGCUCCACCUAUCGCGCCUAUGAGUUCUUAUCCAUGUUCUUCGCACCUCAGUUUGUGAAGCUUUUGAAUAUUCACUUUUUCCAUAAAGAAAGCACGCAAUUCCUGAGGGAUGCACUGUGGAGUACACUCAUAGGGCGCCAGCAAUCGGGCAUCAAACGCCCCGAUCUCAUUGACCUUCUCAUUAAAUUGCGGAAGGAUCAACCGGAGGAGGAGAAAAAAAUAUUCGAGUUUGACGGCGAUAAUCUGGUCGCCCAAGCAGCGAUUUUCUUCACUGGGGGCUUUGAAACCACCUCCACUGUCAUCAGCUUCUGUCUCUACGAAAUCGCCACUCAUCCCGAGGUUCAAACAAAGUUGCGGGAAGAAAUAAAAAGUGUUCUGAAGAAAAAUGACGGGAAAAUAACCUACGAUCUGGCGAAAUAUGACUUGCCAUACUUGGACACCGUAGUCUCAGAAGGGCUGCGCUGUUACCCACCCCUGCCCUUCCUCGAUAGAGUGGCUUCUUACGAUUACAAAAUCCCGGACAGUGAUUUGAUUAUCGAGAAGGGAACUCCAGUAUUGAUUCCGAUGAUGGGCCUCCACUUCGACGCGAAUUACUUUCCCGAUCCUUACAACUUCAACCCGGACAAUUUUUCUGCGGAGAAUAAGAGCACACGGAAAUCGGGUGUCUACAUACCCUUCGGCGAUGGCCCACACGCUUGCAUAGGAUUUUGCAGCCUCAUCGCUCGCAUUGAUGCAGACCAAACUCGCAAUAAUAACUAUUCUCUCGAAGUACGAGUUAUCCCCCUGCAAGGAAACUCUCAUUCCGAUGAGACUCAAUCCGAGAGGUGUGUUUACCGCUUCAGACGGCGGAAUAUUCAUAAAAGUGCGACAAUUAGUUGAGUAACUCAGGCAGAAUUCCAAUCGAGGCAUUGGAAACUUCUGGAAAUGUCAUAACUACUAAUGGUAAUGAUACUGCAUUUACUAAUACGCUGAAGUUCGCUUGCGAAGUUCUCUACUAGUGAGAAUAUUGUUAGAGAUCUCUUGGAAAUUUAGUUGCAAACUCUUUCGCAUUUUCGAUCUCAGAAGUUCGAAUUUAAUUCCAAUUGAAAGUAAAAACAUCUAAAAGUCUAGGAAAAAUGAAAAGUUUUGUAAAUAAAUGAAACUCAAAAAUUUUUGCGUGUCGAAGGUGAACGUCAAAGGAUCACUAUCCCGGAUAGGAUUGAUGGAUAAAAAUAUAAAAAAUAAAUAAAUCGAUCCGGGAAAUGUAAUCAGUUGUUAUACGUUUAUUGUAUGCACUCAAUUUUAUUUACAAAAAGAAACUAUUAGUCAGGUUGUAGAUGAUUUUUUUUCUUCUCACAGUGAUACACUUUUAUUACGUUAUUAUACUUAUAAUUAAAUAUGGUACUUUUAUUUCUCGUGGAUUUGUUCAUUCAGCUCCGUCGAAUAAAACGAAUGAAAUAAAAUAAUGAGAUAACGGGAGCUGCUAUGAACUACAAAUGUCGUAAUUUAUGAAUCUCAUUAUAAUAUUCUUCAACUCUUUGGCGUUGAUUCCCAGAAACUCCAAUCAUUACAUAAAUCAGUGAUUAAAUACAAUAAUACCAAUGUCACGUAAAAUUAUAAUUGUGUGCUGUCACAUUAACAUUCAUAAAAUUUAUUGAUAUUUCAUCUCCGGAUGAGAUAGUGAAUCGGAAAAAAAUCCAUUAAUUCAUUCAAAAAAAUUUUGAAAUCGUCGUUAAACAAUUAAUCUACAAUUUAUGAUUGUUGUAUUCCAUCGAAAAAAAAAUUCUAUCUCCCCUCCUAACAAUUAGUCUCAAUAAAUCUAAACGUCAUUCGA
Molecule: messenger RNA, 4510 nt
Organism: Diachasmimorpha longicaudata
Lineage: Eukaryota; Metazoa; Arthropoda; Insecta; Hymenoptera; Braconidae
Exons: 14
Coding region: 196-3576 (1126 amino acids)
Molecular function (GO): iron ion binding; oxidoreductase activity, acting on paired donors, with incorporation or reduction of molecular oxygen; heme binding
Source: RefSeq, a predicted model, not a curated record